Molecule: messenger RNA, 6730 nt
Organism: Oxyura jamaicensis (ruddy duck)
Lineage: Eukaryota; Metazoa; Chordata; Aves; Anseriformes; Anatidae
Gene: ZNF638
Product: zinc finger protein 638
Biological process (GO): regulation of RNA splicing; RNA splicing
Cellular component (GO): nucleus
Molecular function (GO): mRNA binding; zinc ion binding
Source: RefSeq, a predicted model, not a curated record
CGCCGCCCGCGGGCCCCCGUUGCUCCCCACCGAGAUGCCGGCGGCGGGCGGCGGAGGCUCCGCGCCCCGGCACCGGGGGCCUGGGAUCCCCCCGGUUCCCCCCCCGGUACCCCUCGACCCGUUCCGGCGCUUUGUGUUGUUCUUGGAAAGUUUCGCACCACUUGUGAAUUCCUUGAACCUUGGCAUUGCGAGCCCACUUCUGUUGGGCCCUCCUCCUUUACAGCUUGCCCAAAUUAAGACGCAGUUGGCUCUCCAGCAGUUGACCUCAGUUGCUGCCAGCAGCUCCGCACCUCCUUAUGCUCGGUUCAAUCAGGCAUUGCUGAAAAGCGCCAUGUUUAGCCCUCGAGGAGCGCUGCCCCAGAGGCCGAGAGGACCCAAUCCGUCUGGCGCAAAGCCUCCGGGAUCCUUUAGGGGAGGAGGCGCGGCGGGUCUGCAGAGAAAACCUGCGCCGGGGACGCCUCAGGGAGCGGCGCAGAGAUUUUCGGGACAGGAGAGCUUCCAGUGGACGGGCUCGCAGAGGAUAAACGUUCGGGUGACUCUGCACAGGGCUGAUCCAAGGCAGGUAAAGGUGAAGACGAACCUCCACCAGGAGCAAAAGGGAGAGGCGCGCACCAGCCGCUGGGAUAGUAACCCCUGCUCGGCCGGGGCCGCCGCGCAGAAGCGCCCCCCCCCAGCCCGGAUCCCGGAGCAGAGUACGAACGCCCAGAACCGCUACACGCCCGAGAGCGCGUCCAGCAUUCUGGCGAGCUUUGGGCUCUCCAACGAAGACUUGGAGGAGCUCAGUCGCUACCCAGACGACCAGCUGACGCCCGAAAACAUGCCCCUCAUCCUGAGAGAAAUACGGAUUCGUAAGAUGGGUCAUUCUCUGUCGGGUCUGCAUCCUCCGAGCCGAGGAGAAGAAACGAUGGGCGGAACGAGCGGCGCGGCGGUCAAGAGUAAAGUGAUCGAUUACGGGCACGCGAGCAAAUACGGUUACACCGAAGAUCCCCUCGAAGUGCGUGCUUAUAAUACCGAAGUACUGAACGAAGACCCCCUCGAGUCGCGCGUCUAUAACCCCGAAGCACCGGCUGGAGAGAACAGGGAAGACUUCCAGCGAGAGCAGAACGUGGCGAUGGGCGUCCCGCCGCCCAGCGUGACGUGUAACCCGGUGUUCCCGGUUCAGGAUUUAAUGAAGCCGGCGGGUUUCCAGAACGACUCCUCGAACUCGCGAUCGUUUUUUCCAGCCGAGACCACGGGCAAGGUGUCCGGAAUGUGCGCAGCGCCCGCUGGGCUCCCGGUGGUGAAGCCGGUGUCGCAGCCCGCGGUGCCGCCCGUCAUGCCGCCCAUGAUGCCGCCCAUGAUGCCGCCCCUGGCGCAGCCCAUGAUGCCGCCCGUCAUGCCGCCCCUGGUCCAGCCGCCCGUGACCCAGCACGUCAUGCCGCCUAUGGCCCAGCCGCCCUUUUCGGCCGAGCUUCUUGCAGCCGUAAGCCAGCACGAAAGAAUUCAGCACGAGUCUGGGACAAGCCAGCCUGCCGCGCAGAGCGGCUCGGUGGCGGGCCAGAAGCCCUUCCAGCCGCAGGCAGAAGGCCCCAUUAAGUCUCCUUUCGGCAUCGUGAAGGCGUCGUGGCUCCCGGUGUUCCUGCAGUCCGAUGCCCAGAAGAUAAAAAGACUGCCCACGCCGUCAAUGAUGAAUGACUACUAUGCCACGUCUCCGAGAAUCUUUCCCCAUAUGUGUUCUCUCUGUAACAUAGAAUGCACUCAUAUGAAGGACUGGAUUCUGCACCAGAACACCCCUUCCCACAUCGAGAGCUGCCGCCAGUUACGUCAACAGUACCCCGACUGGAACCCCGAGUCUCGCUCUUCAAAGAGAAAUGCUGGUGACAGAAAAGAAAACCAGACCCCGAAGCGCCGCUCCAACUCUGCCAGUCCCAGUCCCAGAAGAUCGAGGGUCUCAGGCUCCAGCUAUGUUCUUCGGCGGUCGCGGUCGCGAUCCAGGAGCCCCGGCCGCUUCAGGCCAACAAGACCAAGAAGCCGAAGCCCGCGGCAGAUGCGACGGCUCAGCCCUAGACACAGGUCAAGGUCACCACAGCGCUCAAGAAAUCUGCUGAGAACAAGCCCGCGACCUCCGAGGUCUUCCAGUAAUGACUGGUCCAGGAGAGCAACGCGAUCUCAAGGGAAGAUGCCUGGAAAUAUGAAGAAGCCACUGAAAACAAGUGUUUCACCGAAGGCUGCGAAGAAGGACGUGCUUUCUCAGCCCGGGUCAAGUUCUUCUUCUCCUGAAAGUGACGAUUCGCCCCAAGACAAAGAAGUGGAAGAGGACGAGGAAGACUCAGCUGCAGGAACCAGCGGCCCUCGUCCUUCUCCUUACAAUAGGCUGUUGAGAGAGGAAUUGCUGAAUUGCGGGACAGUCCUUCAAAUAUCUGAUUUACCCGAUGAUGGCUUUUCUGAUCAGGAUAUUAAAAAAAUUGUUCAGCCGUUUGGCAAAGUUAGUGAUCUCAUUGUACUUCGCUCCAGGAACGAGGCCUAUUUGGAAAUGAACUACAAAGAAGCAGUGAUAGCAGCUGUGAAAUACGGUGAAACUGUGCCAGUGCUGGUGAAUGGGAAACGGGUGAAAAUAAGUGUAGCAGAAAAGCCAAAAGUGUCUCCUGGCCAGGCUAAAAUGAACAUCAAAAAAAAGACUCGGAUUGUUAAAAAAGUGGCACCGAGUACAAAAAAACAUCAGAACACCACCACUAAGACGACAAAAUCCGUUCCAGGUAAAAAAGAAAAAACUAAGAAAUCAGCGGUGACUAGAGACAGUAAGAUCAAGAAAACCUCAACUACUGCAGCAAAUUCAGUAGAAAAUGAGUCUGAAGAGCUUCAGAUCUCAACAGAAGCGGAAAUGGAUGCUGGGGAAGUUGAGCUGUCCGACCCAAAGAACGUUACGGAAGCAGACAAAGUUACAGAGCCUGUGAAGGUGGCAGAGACUCCGUCCAAAGGAAUCGAUAACCCUGCAUCUUUACUAGAGAAACUUGCAGAGAUGCCUCAGGUGGCAGCGGUGGACUUGGAUGAAAUUAAGGAGGCUUUAAUUGAUCAAGAAGCUACGGUAGCGACUGUGAAGAGUGAAGAAUCAACGGAGCCAAUUAGCAAGGAACCUGAUGAUGUGUGUGUGGUUCUUAUUUCAAACUUGCCCGAGAAAGGAUAUUCCGUCGAAGAAGUUUCCAACCUAGCAAAGCCAUUUGGAGGACUGAGGGAUGUGUUAAUUCUGUCAUCUCAUAAAAAGGCAUAUAUUGAAAUAAACAGAAAAUCUGCAGAUUCCAUGGUUAAAUUUUACACCUGCUUUCCAAUGUCACUGGAUGGGAAUCAGCUCUGCAUCAAUAUGGUGCCUCAGUAUAAGACUGUAAAAGAUGAAGAAUCAAUAUUUACCGCUAUCAUCAAAGAAUCUGACCCUAAGGUAAAUACCGAAACAGUACAUCAUCAGUUCGUGCAUCUUGGAAACUUACCCGAUGAUGGCUACAGAGAAUUUGAAGUAGUUUGUGUGGGACUUCGAUUCGGAAAAGUUGAUCAUUAUGUUGUGCUGAAGAAUAAAAACAAGGCAAUUCUACAGCUGGAGAGUCCCAAGGCAGCUAGAUCAAUGUACUGCUUCCUGAAACAAUAUCCCUACAAGAUGGGUGAGCAUACGUUGAGCUGUAUGUUGUCACCUAAUGGAGAGUAUGCUGAAGCUGAAGCUAUAAAAAAAGACGUGAGGAAAGAGGAACCAAGCAAAGGAAGCUCUGGCUUGAAAAAAUAUCCAGAGGGAUCAGGAGUGGUGCAAACAGCAGCUGCUAAUCCUCCAGUAGAGCCUAGUGUGGCAAAGAAAGAACCCAUUUCCAUCUCUAAUGUCAAAGACGAGAUGUCAGCAGUACAGAUAGAGCCCUCUGAGUCCCACCUUGAACGAGCGAUAAGGGAGUCUGCUCCAAGGCUGGCAGAAGCGCCCGUGGAGAAGGAGGAAGUUGGACUUGGUGUCGCAUCCAUCGACCCGGCUGGCACUGAACUGCUUGGAGCAAAGGCGGGAGAGCUGCCGCCUCCUUCCAGCCUGGAGAAGGAAGAGGCAGUUACAGAUAAUGCUAAACUGGAGUUGGGCAAGCCUGCUGUUCUGCCUGCAGCGGAGCAGGAAACAAAAGCGAGAGCUGAAGAGUUGUCUGCUCCUGCCGCUGAGCCGCCAGAAGAAUCGUCCGACGUGGGGAAGGUGGAAGAUGUGCCAUCCGGCUCUGCUCUCAAGCUGCCAGGAGGGAGAAAGGCAGGGGCUGUCCCUGAAGCCGUGCCCCCUGAUGUGGGGACAGCGUCAGCGGAGAUGGUCUCGUCUGUCGUCACACAAACGAACACAAAGUCGGAUGCUCUUGAAAAAAAUCGUCCUUCUGAUGCUGUGAAUACCGAGUGUGACAAGCCUGCGACUCAGAUAGCGGAGAAGAAAGCCGCGCUUCAAACCGGGCUGGCCGUGGAGAGGAAAGUGGAUGUAGCCACCGAGAGGAAGCCAGAGGAGUCUGUGCUCAAAGCUGGAACAGCCGCGGAGGAGAGCCCUGAAAAGCUCUGGGGCAAGACUGGGGCAGAGCCAGAGAAGAAACUUGAAAAAUCUGUGACCAAGGUUGGGGCGCCUGUGGAAAAGGCUGAAAAAAAUGUGAGUGAAAAGAAUGAGGGGAGUUUCAGCAAAGCACCUCAAAAUAAGGGAACAGGACCAGCAAAAGUUGAUGAAACCUGCAAAGCGCUUCCAGCGAACUCCUCUUUAUCUGCCAAAGAAUCUUCCUCUGUUGGUAAAACGAUUCUAAAAGCGGUGGUGUCUCUUCCUGACGUAUCCAAGCCAAGGGUUCCAGCGUGGAGAAACGAGCCUUCCCCGUGUAAAGGAGAGGAGCAGAAAGCUGCCUCGAAACCCGAGCCCCGAGGACAAGUGGUAGCGGAGAAGAAAAUUGCACUGAGAGAAGCGGGUCCUCCGAGAGCUGGAAGCAGCCGAGCGAGCCUGGGAGACGGCAGCGGCAAGCCGAAAGUGAGCAGAAGUUCUGUGGUUGAUGGCAAGGGAGGCACUGGGAGGAAUUCAUCUCCGCAAGAGAAGGACUCGCGAGUGGAAUCUAGGGCUAGUUCAAAACAGUCUCAAGAGGGAGAGAGUAGAGCAUCCAGCACGAAGAAAGACAACAGCAGCAAUAAGGCUUCUGCUGGCAGCGGUACUGCUAGACCUUCAAAAAGUGGCAGUAGCAGCAGUGCGAAACAAAAGGAGGAAGAAGAGCUGUUUCCGUUCAACCUGGAUGAAUUUGUUACUGUGGAUGAGGUAGUGGAGGAGAGCGAGUCUCCCGUUAAAACACGGCGAAAUCCACCGAGGGGGAAGAGGAAAGACGGUGCUAAAAAUAACUCUUCCUCUGAACCGAGUUCCAAGAGGAGAAAAGGGAAAAGCUCCGGAGCACGCAUCGCCGAAAGCGAGCUGUCUUUUGUCACUUUGGAUGAAAUCGGCGAGGAGGAGGACGUGACCACACAGCUGGUGGGAGAUGCUAACCUGGAAGCACUCAGCGACCCGCAGGGCCUGGUGGUGGUGGAUGAAGUGAUUGAGGAGGAAGAACUGAUGGCAGAAGCGGUGAAGGAUCCGCAGUCGCUCGUGACUUUGGAUGAGAUAUCUGAACAGGAGGACCUCGGCUCCCAUAAGGACGUCCCCGGGUCAGUUUUUGAGGAGCAGGAUUUGAAAACCGAACCCUUGGUAACUGUAGAUGAAAUCGGUGAAGUAGAGGAGCUGCCGCUGAAUGAGCCAACGGAUCUGAAUAUCGAGGAUGUGCUGAAGCAGAAGGAGGACGAUAAAGGGACUGCUGAGGAUUCUGGAGACUUUGUUACCUCUCAGGUGCCCGACGAUCCCAGCGCUUUAGUGACAGUGGAUGAAAUACAAGAAGACAAUGAAGACAACCCGCUGGUGACGUUGGAUGAAGUUAAUGAAGACGAAGAUGAUUUUCUGGCUGAUUUCAAUCGCCUAAAAGAGGAACUAAACUUUGUUACAGUAGAUGAAGUUGGAGAGGAGGAUGAGGAAGAAGAAAAUGCUUUCCUAGGGAAAAAUCUGAACGAAGAUGAAGACGACGAAGAUAUUGUUGCUGUUGCAGGACCAGAAGAAGAAAUUGCUGCCAUUGCAGGACCAGAAGAGGAGGAUAUUGUUGCUGUUGCAGGACCAGAAGAAAUGGAAAUUCUAGGAGAUGUAAGUCCUGGAGACGAAGAUAUUAUUGCAAUCUCAAAGUCAACAGUAGAUCAGCUGGCAUCAGGACGGAAAGAACCAGAGCCGAAGCAGAAGAAGGUGGCUUCGUUGGAUGCGCCAAAGGCGCAGAGUGCUCCAAAAGAUUUAGAUUACCUCGUUCCGAAGGCUGGCUUUUUCUGUCAGAUCUGCUCUUUGUUCUACGCGGAUGAAACCUCUGUGAAAAAUCACUGCAAGACACCGCUCCAUCAGCAAAACAUGGAGAAAUUCAUGGCCAAGCAGAAGGACGAGGGUAACGGUGGGGAGGUACGGAGUCCAAGGUGAUCAGAGGAAAGAAGAGUUGUUGCAGCAAAUUAAACUUAGGGUCCAGUCAAUUUUGUGUAUUUUGCUAUGAUUUAAUUUGUAAUUUUGUUUCAGAAGCAAGCGUUCAUGUUGUAUAAAUUUGAGCUCGGUAUAGACGGACUAAAAGAUGUACGGUGGCUUUGAUUUGAAUAUCAAAUCAUCUGACUCGCAAGAGAUUCCUUUUACAAGUGUUGACAUGAAAUAAAUGUUCUUAUUGUAUAGUUAACACCGGGG